AUGUCUUCAGAAAAAAUGUUCGUCUUUGUUAGUUUUCAUUCGUAUUUCAUUCACCCCAUUCAAGAAAAUGAGGGUCCAGAAAACCUCAGCCAAAAACUGCGCAAAAGCAGAGUUUGUGACGUCUUUCUCGAAAAAUUGUGUUCGAUUUUUUCCUUACAGCAGCCUCCUGAAAAAAAUUAUUUUUUUUAAAAGGUAGUCCUCCCUUUCUACAGUACUCUGAAGCCUCCUAGUGUGAUAAAAACUUUCUCAAUCACCAUCCUAGGUCCACUUUUUUUUCUCAAUAACAUUGGUUCAAACAUUUUAAUGACUCUACUCGACUCUAGAACUUUCAGAAGUACGCAAAGAGGAGUUUUAACUCCUCUUUGCGUACUUCUGAAAGUUCUAGAGUCGCUUACACGCCGCCAAUCUCGCCAUUGACAAAGCCAGAGCCGGAACGCUACAGUAUCGGCGUACUAACCAGCGGCGGCGAUGCUCCAGGUUAACUAUCGUAAUCUUAGAAUAACUAAGUCGACUAAACAGGUAUGAACUGCGCGAUUCGGUCAGUGGUCAGAGAAUCGAUGGCGCGUGGCUGUACUUGCUAUUUCAUCAAGGAAGGGUAUUUCGGUGGGUCUCAUUUAUUUGACUCCAGGAAAAGGGUAUGUUCCAGGACUGGUCACUGGAUUAUUCGAAGAAGCGACUUGGUCUUCGGUGUCUAAUAUAACUAAUCAAGGCGGUAGUAUGAUCGGCAGCGCGAGAUGCGAAGAGUUCAAGACUAAGGAGGGCCGGAAAAAAGUUUUUAAGAAAAAAACGUCUUCGGUUAAAGGAGUGGAAACCUGGCACAGCUUAAAAUUACAUUGAAGGCGGUUUUUCGCCUUGGCCGUAAUGAAAAAAUCGGUUAUUUCCUUCAGAAGCAGCAUGGAUUUCUGAACAAGCUACAGCUCAAACCAAUUUUCUCAACAUUUCAGGCGACGUUGAACCUUUUCAAACACGGCGUAUUUCAUCUAAUUGCAAUUGGCGGUGACGGAACCCUGACAGGAGCCAAUAUCUUGAAGGAAGAAUGGGGUACUAUAGUUGGUGAGUGUGAAAAAUCACGCAUUUUAGAUCUUUGACAAAACCACUUUUCUGAGAACUUUCAGCCUCAAGUAGAGUUGGAGGUGUUUGAUUUUCAAUGGACUGACCUUCUGAUUUGAGGAAUUUUAAAGAUAGUUUCAAAUCAAAAGACACGAAUUCCAGCCGAACUACUGGCAAGCGGAGCCAUCACGGCAGUUCAGGCCGACGCCGGCAAAGACCUCCGUAUUGUCGGCCUCGUCGGCUCUAUCGACAACGACAUGAUCGAAACGGACAAGUCCAUCGGAUCGGAUUCAGCAUUGACGAGGAUCGUCGAAGCUGUGGACAGCAUCGCCGCAACGGCUUCUAGUCAUCAACGCACGUUUGUAAUUGAGGUAAGGGAAAGUGGAGAGAAAAAAUAAUUGUUGAAGUUUGAAGAAAAAACAAGGAAAAAGUUUUUUUUUUCCUCAGGUGAUGGGUCGGAACUGUGGUUAUCUGGCCUUGACGUCAGCCAUGGCGCUUGAGGCCGACUACGUCUUCUACCCAGAGAAUCCUCCAAAUCCAGACUGGCCGGAUGUGCUUUGCGGCCGAUUGGAAGCCAUGAGAAAGGUGAAGUAUGAUAUGUUCUCUAGAGUAAACUACAACAUCCUGUUAGAAAUGAGCAGAAUAUGACCUUAGCUAGUCUUCAAAACGACGUUUCAACCUUUCAAUUCUCAGUAUACUGCUCAAAUCACUUAAGAAAUUGCUCGGAAACACAAGAAACACAAAAACGAUGAAAAGCAACUCACAAUUAAUAUAACCCUCAGAUCGGCAAACGCCUAAACCUUGUCAUCAUUUGCGAGAACUGUCACGACACUACAGGUAAUCGAAUUGAAGCAGAAGCAGUCAAAACACAGAUUGAGCUGAGACUAAAGGUCUUCAUUUUCAAAAGAAAUACGUCUUUUUUUUUUGUCAGUAUGAAGUCCGGACCGCCCACCUCGGUCAUUUGCAACGCGGAGGAACACCUUCGUUCCUCGAUCGCCUAUUAGGCUUGCGAAUGGGUUUCGAAGCCGUGAGGUCUUUGAAACUAGUCAGAAUGAUAAAUAACUAAAGAAUUGAUUUCAGAGAAAUCCUUCGUUCUGAUAUAGACAGCAAGGCCGACGCCAAAGUCUUGUGUUUGAAGGGCCACGCCAUCGUCAAGUGUAACAUGACUUCGGCCUUGAAUAGAACCAAAAGAGUAUGAGAAAUAUAUUCGAUUCGUUACUUUUAUAUUCUCCAGGUGGCCGAAGUCACGCGAACCGGCGACUACGACAUCGCCGCCGAGCUCCGAGGCCGCGGAUUCGUUUGCAAGCAAACUUUUAUGAAGUUGAUCUCGACGCCUCCGGUCGAAGACUUGAGCUCGACUUUGAAGCGGCUUCUCAUUAUUCAUAUUGGAUCGCCUUGCGCCGGUUAGUUUUGGUACAGGUGUUAGAAGCGUCAAGAUGAUGCUCAGAGCGGAAAUUAAGAACUCUCCAUGUUUGAAAGAAAAAAAGUAUUGAAAUUGUUUAUCCCUGGUUAGUUACAAAAAAUGGCAGCGAAAAGCUAACUAGAUGGGUGCGACCAACUAAAAACAACUCGCAAAUUGCAAUCUCAAUUUCUAAUGUCACACUUUUUUUUUUUAAUCCAAAACUGCUUCUCAGGAAUGAACUCGGCUACCAUGGCUUUUGUCCGAAUCGCCUACUACUCCCACGUCAGCGUCUAUGGCGUUCAGGGAGGCUGGAAUGGACUGAAGAAAAAGAGAUUUAUCGACCUCACUUGGGCUUCAGUCACCGGCUGGGCAUCUCAAGGCGGUAGCGCCCUCGGUGUCAGGUCUGCUUCGAAAUUCUUAUCCCAGACGGGAAGAUCAUUUCAUUUCAUGGUAAUUUCUUGAGUUGAGGAAUAUCAGAUGAUGACUCUGAAAGCCUCAAUAACCCGUAAAAUUCUCCAUUUUCGAGCUACGGUGUUUCAAAGUCGAAGAAGACCAUCAAAACUCGUUUAAACUGGGAAGGUUGAGACUUUCAGCAUCUUCACAUGGUGGUACUUUGAAGAGCAUUCGACCACGUUUAUAUUAAUAUCGAACGACAGAAUCAAAAUCUCAGAAAACAACUGCCAACGGAUCUUGAUGAAAUAGCGGCGGCCAUUGAUGAGAAGCAAGUCGAUGGAAUUUGCAUCGUUGGCGGCUUCGAGGCCUACAUGUCGGCCAAGAUCCUCACUGAGAACCGCACCAGCUUCCAAGCUUUCAACAUUCCGAUCGUCGUGGUGCCAGCUUCCAUUUCAAACAACGUUCCAGGAGUGAGGGGGUAGGGAAAUGGCUUUUCAUCAAGGCUGAGUUCAGACUUGCGUCGCUUUGGGCUCCGACACGGCUCUGAACGAGAUUUGUCGGCAAGUUGACAAUAUUCGUCAAGCGGCCGUUGGAAGUCACAACAAGUUGAAUUUUGUCAGAAAUCAAAGUAACGCCUCCAAUUUCAGAACAAUGAUAAUCGAAACGAUGGGAGGAAGGUGCGGCUACCUGACUACCUUGUCCGCUUUGGCUACCGGCGCCGACGGAGCCCUAAUCUACCAAAAACCGCACGACGAGAGUGAAAUACGUAGAUUGGCCCAGGUUGACUUUUUCUUCUUCUUCUUCUUCUUCUUCUUCUUCAACUUUCAACCCUCUUUCCGAUUCAAGAUCGCCAAGCAGAAAACGUCGACGAAAAGCGGCGAAAAGUAUAUUAUGAUGAGAAGCGAGGGCGCCAGCGACAUUUACACUUCCGCCGAUGUGAAGCGACUUUUCGAUGAGGAACUCAAAGCAACGGUAGUUUACACCGUAAAAUACCGUUUUGGUCAUUCCCAGCCAGUCUGAGAUUACCUUUGUCAUCCCUCUUUAACUUUUCGUCUCAAGGCGCUUUUCAUGAGAGUUUAUUGAUUCUCGUUUUGAAUAUUCGCGAUCUGGAUAAGUUCCUGAUUUUCGGCUUUAUUGGCUUGUAGUUCCAAGUUUCCACAUGAGCUUCUCCUCCUUCCACACCGGCUCAAAGCUAUUUUGUACUCUUCCUCAAAGUACUUUUUAUUUCCUUCCUUCUGAAUUUUUUAAAUCCUCUCAGGUAGCCUGCCGCCUGAAUAUUCUCGGCUACUCUCAGCAAGGCGGCUCGCCGUCCUGUUUUGACCGUCAGAUGGGAGCUCGGCUCGGUAUCCGUGCUUUCGAGGGCCUCUUUUGGCCUCAGAAGAUGGGCAAACGCGACUGUUGUGUCGUUGGUUUGUUCUUUUCUUUUCCAACCAAUGAGAUAUUCGAAAAAAAAAAAGUCUAGGACUCCGUGGUCGGACGAUCAAGUUUGUGCCGGUAUCUGGCCUCACUGAGAAAGUCUGCACCCGUCACCGAGUUCCACUGAUGCUCUGGUGGCUGGAUCUUCAUCCUCUCGUCGAGCACCUCACAUGUUGGUUGAUUUAUUCAUUUCUUUCACUGGUUCAUUUAGAGCGAGUUUUCCCACACUUUGACAGACUCACAUUUUUGAAGGCCAUCAACCCAAACAUCAAAAUAUCGGAAAAUGUACUAAUUUUUCAGACCAAAACAAUGAGAAAGCCUAA
Molecule: messenger RNA, 4584 nt
Organism: Caenorhabditis auriculariae
Lineage: Eukaryota; Metazoa; Nematoda; Chromadorea; Rhabditida; Rhabditidae
Source: the annotation of a GenBank genome assembly